This is a messenger RNA of Lolium perenne, 4128 nucleotides long. Lineage: Eukaryota; Viridiplantae; Streptophyta; Magnoliopsida; Poales; Poaceae. The record is from RefSeq and is a predicted model, not a curated record.
GCGUGGACUUGACACGCGGAAGCCGCACCUCACUCUGCUCCUCGCUAGCUGCUUCCCUUCCCAGUAACGGUCAGGCUGCGCCACGGCGACGUGAGCCUCGCCGGAGACAUCCGAGCUCCCGGCUGCCAAAUCAACUCACCCCCACCUCCUGACCUCUCGCCGACUAGGCCACUACGCAUCUUCAAGAACUUGCAUGAUGGAUGCUGCACAGUUUGGACCUUGGUCAGAUCUUCCGCCGGAACUCCUGAGUCUUGUUCUUAAGCGCCUCCCUUCCCUAGCUGACCGUGUUCGUCUAAGAGCAGUCUGUCACCCAUGGCGCUCUAAUAGUAAGUUGCACACCCUUCCUCUCCCAUUCCCUUGGCUCACCCUCCCCGAUGGAACCUUCCUGAGCAUCCCAGAUGGCGAGGUUCACAGCCUGACUGUACCAGAUGAUGCUAGUUGUCGCGGCUCGAUCGACAACUGGCUAUUCAUCAUGAGCAGUGAUGAUGCAUGCACAUUGAUGAACCCUUUCUCAAAGACCACAAUUGAGCUUCCUAAUCUAGUCACAGUUUGGCAGCGCAUGGUACGCUAUGAAUCUGACCCUAAGCAACUUUUGUACAAGUUGGUGGCGCCCUCACCCCUGGACCUAUCAGUUGAUUCCAUUAUUGCAUCAUUAAUCAUGGAUGAUGGUAAUAUCGGUACACUUUGCAUCAGCCAGCCGCCGGUUGCCACUUACUCGGUAAGAUGGAAUACACAGCCAUUACAGCACCUAAAGGAUGUUGCCUUCUUUGAUGGAAAGUUGUAUGCGGUGUCUGUCUUUGGCAAGCUCUUCAUCGUUGAGUUUUGUAUGAACCUUGGAAGUAAUCCGAACAUCAAAUCGGUAAUUGAAUCUUAUGGUUCAGAAAGACCAGAAUGCAUACCCAGAGAUGAGACGUGUAUGUACAGGAUGUAUCUAGUUGAAUGUGGUGGUAGACUGUUGAUGGUGAAGCGAUUUAUUCGUCGCUUGGGCCCUUCCUCAGGUGACAACGUCUUUGGAAAUAUUCAUACUGCUGGGUUUCAUGUCCUCGAGGCAGACUUACUCUCUAACCCGUGCCAGUGGAGAAGGGUCAGUAAUUUGGGUGGCCAUGCUCUGUUUGUUGGCCAGCAUGGCUCCAAGUCUCUGCCUGCUACAGAAUGCAGUGGAUCCCAAGAAGACUGUAUCUACUUCAUGGGUGAUUAUCUCAUGCCGAAGUAUUCUGAAAACCCUCUUCGCGAUGCUGGUGUGUUCAACAUGAGAAACAGGACAAUCACGCCACUAUGUUCAGGGACUGCACCAGCAGUACUACCCCGGCAUGCUGACCAGUGGCGUCCAACAUGGUUUUUCCCUCCUGAAACUGUAUAAUCAACUCAGCAGGGUCGGAGGAUGCAAGAGUUAAAUGAAGAAUCUAAAGGUGUAUAUGAUGCCCCCCAUAGGGGCUCUCACAGGCGUUUGGAUUUUCGGCCGUCAGAUCAAGUUGACGUGGCGCGAUCUCGGCCGUCGAUUUCGUCCAGGGCAGCGAGGCCCUCCCGCAGACCCACUUUUUAUCCAUGGGUCAUGUGAAGCCCGCCAGGCCCUCUCCCCCAAUCCCUGCGCACGACUCUCCCCCAAUCCCCACCCACGUCUCCUCCACCAAUCCACUACCUCUCCAUGGCCCUGAUUUGGCCGGCGAGCUGCUGCACCGCGGGAGUCUUCCGUCUCCCCCCGGCGCUUAGGGUUCAACCGCAGCGGCUCGAUUGGAAGCACGGGUUGGCGGGUCUGCGAGGGAGAUGGAAUGGCGGAGAAGGCGGUGGGGCAGUGGUGGGCGGCUAGCAGCAAGAACAUGGGCGAUUCAGCCUCAAGAACAAAUCCAUCUGCAGGUCUCAGUUUAUCUAUGCCUACAAGGUGUUUGACAAAAUACCUGGAAUAACUAAAUUAUUGUCGCUGGCUUUUUCCUAAUGUCAUGUUCCUGAGAUGUAAAAUACAUUUGUGCUUUUCUAUAUGAUGUACAUCCAGAAAAAUCCUUGGGCAGAUUUAAAUCCUUCACAUCUAAUGGUGAUUCUUUGUAUUGCUGUAACUCAUGGAUUGAAGAAAAAUCCAGAUAGGAAAUGCAUACGGUCUUUCUUCCAGUACAGCUAAUAAGAAAAGUAUGAGGAAAAGCAAGAUUUCGCCUUGUUUUUGCUGAAAUGAAAGCAUCCAAUUCAUUUGUUGGUACAAAGGUGUAUACUGCUAUGUCUGCUGGUUUUUCAUCAUGUAGCAACCUUCCCAGUUUUCCAUGAUGAAGAUAAUUUAACUCACACACUGAUCCAUGAAGACCUACUGUUUAUCCAUGUUUUCUGACUUAUAAAGGUAACAAUCUGUCAGGAGAGAGCAUUACUUGAUUUCACCAAGCGAUGAAUUUUUCAGUUUUCUACUUGGAAUAUUUACCGAAUUGAGUACUGAGGAGCACGAGUCGGAUCAUGUGUGAGAAUAAGGAGGUUAUCUUUCAUCUGCAACCUUGGAUGGUUUCCAAGAUUGUGCAAAAUGUUAUUUGUUUGGUGUUCAUCACAGACCGUUGCAUGUUGCCUGGUGCUUCAUUGGAGAGUACUUCAAUUCACGGCGGCCUCACUACUCUUUCACCUGUGCUUAAAUGCAUCUUUUUCUGCAGAGAAAUAUUGCUAUGUUCUGCAAGAUGGAUUUCUAUUUUACUGAACCAGAAAAGCAAGAAGUUAUUAAUGAAAUAUCGAGUUGAUCAUAAUUGGAUUUGCCUACGGUUAAUUGUUCCAUAUAGUACAUUGGAAGGUAUGAACCUUGCUAGAUGAGGUAAGUGUUAUAUAGACAGAUAAUCUUUGUUAGCUCAUGAACGCUCUCCUUGAUUGUAUUUGGAUUUGCAUGCGAUUGAUUGUGACAGAUGGUACAUUAGUAGAUAGGGUCAUAGGAACCUUACGAGAUAAGGACAUUGCAAACUAUGUAGAGGAAUUUCUUUUUCGCGGGAACUUUGCGAGAUAAGGACAUUGCUAUUUAUGUAGAGGAAUUUCUUUUUCGCUGCACAAGAAAAGUAGAAAUUAAUUAGUUAAUAUAUAGUUGAUCAUUUUGGAUUUGUCUGCAACUGACUGAAACUUCUUAAAUGCCAAAUAGUUAAUAUGGUACGGCUUUUCAAAUGUUUUGCGUUAUGCGUACCAAACUGAACCAGCUUUCUUUAUAUCUUAAUAUCUCACAAUCCUGCUACCACAUUUCAUAUGAAUUUCAUAUUAUUGCCCUCAUCCGGUUAAUACAUGGUGACUUUCCAAACAUAUAUUUCCCAAUUUCAGUUGAUCAGAUUAGUAAUUGUCUUGUGUCGUUCUGGUUUUGAAGCUGCACGGCUGUUUGACAUACGUUUUUAAACACAAAUUUACCAUGUUUGUAUUACUGUCUGGUGUCUGCUAAUUUAUUACUGUCUGGUGUCUGCUAAUUUACCCUUCUUUUUUCAUGUUUGUAUUACUGUCUGGUGUCUGCUAAUUUACCAUGUGAUGAUUCUUUCCUCAGAGAUAGUGAGCUCAUAUCAAACAUGCUUCCAUUUUUGGUUAUAUUGUUAUAUAUUUUUCCUCCGUAGCAAAAUGGAUAUAUAUUGUGAUAGAUGCGAGCUACAACUAUAUCUUCCAUUGCAGGUGUUAGAAAAUAACAUUCAAGUUAAGUGCCUGAUUUUUGUAGCAGACAUGCUCAUGAGGCUAGAAGGUAUAAUAUGAAGGUAGAUGGGCUUUAAUAUGAGAAAAAAAUUGGGGAUUCUUACUAUAUUAUUUGUGGUGAAAUUUUGAGAUGAUCUAAUGGAUAAGUGAUGGUUCAUUUUCUUCUCAUCCACUCGCUGCCUGUUCCUUUCAUGACAUGAUAUUCUCAUCUGUGUGGUUGUUAUCACCAGAUUUUGGCCAAAUCAGGAGGUGGGCCGUAAGGGAGAUGGGCUUGGAAGAUUACACGUGGAAGAUCUCUGAAGCGGCCUUGCACGAGGAAUUUGGGCUAGAUUGCCCGUGUAUCUUUAGUUAUAGUAGAUCGCAUCUUAGAUUAGAAGUUAGAGUUCGUCUCGUGCACGGUGGGGAUUAUUUCCACGUUAGAAAGUCCCCUGGACUCUAGGGUUUAUGAAAUAAACAACAACCAACGUUCAACCAACAAAUCAAUCUCGGCGCAUCGCCAACUCCUUCGUC